AUGGACGUCCCAGAUGCAGCAGAGCCUGCCAUGGGCUGUUUCUGUCCAGUACCCUCUUUUGAGAAGACUGUGACAUGCACCGUGCCCAUGGUGGAGAAAAGGAUACCUAGAAGAACAGAGGUUGCAAGGCUGGUCUUAGAGAGAAUAGGCCCCAGGACUGCACAGCAGUGUCCUUCAGCUAAUGACAGAAUGGAAGAUGAAGGCAUUCCCGUUUCCUUGGCAACAGCCUUGCCUGGCAGGCCUCUGACAUGCUCAGUGACAGAUGGUGAGAGGAGAGCUUCUGACCAAGAAUUCUUCAGGGCAGCAUGCACUGACUCAGGACACAGCCCCAUCUUGGAUCAAGAGAACCUUUAGAAAAACAGUGUUCCUGAGCUGCCUUCUUUGACACAUUUUCAUGAUUUUCACCCUAAUUUAUGCAAACUUUAGCAAGUUAUAGAUGCAUUAGCACUGACUACCACUUUGGAAAAGGAUAGGCAAAACUGUUAUUCACUUUGUAAUACCAGGAGACUUGAAAGGUACCAGUCAUUGUCCCUAGAGAACACAAUCCUGUGGGCACAAUUCAGAGAGUCGAUGAUGCCGUUACAAAGCUACGUUAGUAGCUGA
Suncus etruscus (white-toothed pygmy shrew) is the source of this 603-nucleotide messenger RNA. It is a transcript of the gene FRMPD2, whose product is annotated as FERM and PDZ domain containing 2. Lineage: Eukaryota; Metazoa; Chordata; Mammalia; Eulipotyphla; Soricidae. The record is from RefSeq and is a predicted model, not a curated record.